Penaeus vannamei (Pacific white shrimp) is the source of this 462-nucleotide messenger RNA. NCBI's taxonomy places the organism in Eukaryota, Metazoa, Arthropoda, Malacostraca, Decapoda, Penaeidae. The record is from RefSeq and is a predicted model, not a curated record.
AUGACCUUACCAGUGUCAGAAUAUCGAGGUGACUUAGACAAGAGUGACCUAGCUUACACCGGUACCGAACCUAUCUCCAUCCCACCUCCAUCCCACCUUCAACCCACCACCAAUCCACCUCCACCUUCCUCAGCCCCACCUCCAUCCUACCUCCAUCUACCCUCCAACCCACCUCCGCCCCACCUCAAUCCACCACCUACCUCAACCCACUUCCACCUACAUCCAGCCCACCUCCCACCUCCAAUCUACCUCCGCCCCACCUUCAAUCCACCACCUACCUCAACCCACCUCCAUUUACAUCCGCCCCACCUCCAACCCACCUCCAACCCACCUCCAGCCCACCACCUACCUCAACCCACUUCCACCUACAUCCAGCCCACCUCACCCACCUCCAAACUACCUCCGCCCACCUUCAAUCCACCACCUACCUCAACCCCUCCAACCUACAUCCCCCACCUCUAA